Strongylocentrotus purpuratus (purple sea urchin) is the source of this 1885-nucleotide messenger RNA. RefSeq names its product deleted in malignant brain tumors 1 protein-like. NCBI's taxonomy places the organism in Eukaryota, Metazoa, Echinodermata, Echinoidea, Camarodonta, Strongylocentrotidae. The transcript has 11 exons. The record is from RefSeq and is a predicted model, not a curated record. Bases 1 to 1734 code for a protein of 577 amino acids. Gene Ontology annotation, cellular component: membrane.
AUGGGGAAGACGAAGCACUCGUUUGGUCCCGGUUCAGGUGAUAUAGUAGAGGAUAUACAAUGCCCAGCAUUCUCGGCAACGCUGAGAGACUGCAAUGUCGGUUCGAACUUUGAAAACACUGUGGGCUGCUCUCAUAAUGAUGACGUGGGCGUUGUGUGUGAUGGAACGAAAUUCGUGAGUGGAGCUGUUCGUCUGGUGAAUGGUAAUGUCCCGUAUGCAGGCAGAGUAGAGAUGUUUACAGGAGAGCGCUGGGGAUCCGUAUGUGAUGUAGCCUGGGAUAUUGAAGAUGCUCAUGUAGUCUGCAGACAAGUCGGAUUUAAACGCGCCACCUACGCUAAGAAAGGGGCUUUCUUUGGAAGGAAUUCCGACCGUGUGGUAUCUACAGGAUAUAACUGCCGUGGGACUGAGUUGACGCAUCAUGACUGUCCAUUAUCACACGGAACUCUACUAUCAGACUGCACACAUGAUAAUGACAGCAGUGUUAUAUGUGAGCAAGAUUCUUAUGCUGAAUACAGCGUGGAGUUGACUGGCAAUGCAACCUAUCAGAGUAGCCGAGUGUCUGUAUUCCAUGAUGGUCAAUGGAAGUCAGUAUGCAGUGAUAACUGGGACUGGAGAGCUGCACAGGUUACAUGUAGGCAAGCAGGCUACGUGGGAACAUCUCAUACCGUAGAUGAAAAUGCAUUCAUCGACUAUCAUCCAAUGGUUUUCACUGCUCAUGAUAUUGUAUGCGAUGGAUCGGAAUAUCAUUUGUAUUACUGCUCACUUAAUUGGGACAGUCGUACAUGCGUGUCUAACAUGGUAGCUUCCGUUUCAUGCGCUACAUCCUAUGAGGAUAUCCUACAAGAUGGGGAUAUAAGACUUUCGAACGGUAGUUCAUCUAAGGAUGGUCAAGUAGAGAUGUUUGAUGAAAGCUAUUGGACACCUAUCUGUGGAGAUGACUGGGGCUGGGAAGAAGCUACCGUGUCCUGUCGUCAAUUGGGAUAUCUUGGAGCUAUUACUAGCUAUACGACGAUUGAAAUACAUGAUGGGACUGAAUUCAUCUGGUCAGGGCUAGACUGUCAUGGUAAUGAGUACAGACUACAGGAGUGCUAUGUACCCAACACUGGAUGGGAAUUGACCAGUCAUUGUCAACGUAUCGGUGGUGCUGAGUGUGCUCUCUCUCAAGCUCUCCUCCGUGAAAAUGGCGACGUUAAACUCGUUCCCGAUGGAGACUCCUACAGUGGAACUGUAGCCGUCUUUUACCGAGGAGUUUGGGGCAAAGUUUGUCCUGAUGACUGGUCAUGGUCCCUGGCAAACACAGUUUGUAUUCAGCUGGGAUAUUAUGGCGCCAUCGAAGCUACUCAAAACCUUCCUGAUACGGACGAUGCACUGGACUAUCAUAUACAUUCACUACAAUGCAAUGAGUUUGAAAGUCAUCUAAAAUACUGUAAUCUAGACUAUGCCUGGGAAGAUGAAGUAGAGUGUGACUUGGACAGCCAUCUAGCAGCGGGUGUAGUCUGUACUCAUCAAUACCAAGACGUACCCUCAUAUGGAAAGCCGAGGUUAGUUGAUGGUCCAGACGCUGGUCAUGUUGAAGUGUUCCUGACUGAGUCUUGGGGAUUGGUCUGUGGUGAUUCUUGGUCCUAUGACAAUGCUAGAGUAAUUUGCAUUCAUCUUGGAUAUCGUGCGGUCCUCACCACCUCUUCAAUACCGGUAACACAGGAUUUCCCUCCAGUAUUACUUUAUGUAGCAUAAGGAGGAUCGAGUAUAUUAUAUAAAACAAAGCCUUGUUUCCAUAAUACAAGGUCAAUGGAUAUAGCCUUUUUUGUUACACCCACUAGCAUCUCAAAUUCACUUCAAUAUGCUAAUUAUCUUGAUCUUUAUAAAUAUUUUUCAGGCAGUCAUU